AUAUUUGGAUGUAAGCGUCUGUUCUUUGAGCGCGUAAAUCGGUCCGCAAACUGAGUCGUUCAGCACACUUUCGACCAUUUUCUUGUAGAGUACGUCAGUUGAAAAUAUGAGCCACAUACAAGAUUGACAAGACUAAGACGGUUACAGAUUUCUUCGUUUUUGCUUUAAAAGCAAACCAUGGAAAUGACCAACAACAUGAACAAAUUUAAAAGUGGCUACCUUUGAUCUCGUUAUGGAUAAAUUGCGAUUAUUGUUUGGUCAGCUUACAUCCCUACUCCCAUCAUCCGACUUCUCCGAUCCGGACCCUUGUAUUCGACUUCGUGAAGGAGUUGAAGCGUAUGUACAAAAGUCUAAUGAUGAAAACUUACUGUUUGAUCUUAAUGGCACAGAAGUUCAUGAGGCAUUUUAUUUGUGCUGUCUUAAUUUUCUGUACGCUUGUAAUGACUUAUAUGAAAGCAAUGCAGCCAACGAUAACGCUGACAUCCCUAUUUUCAGUGUGUUUCAGGAAAAACAAUUGUCUUCAUGCCUUCAAUUUGUUGUCGCAUAUGGCGUUUAUCCGCUUUUAGAAACCGGAGUUUCAUUGCCCUUAAGUAUGCGUUUGGAAAAUUAUGAAAAGUUCAUCUGUCCUCGGAAGGAAAAGGAUGAAGAAAGAAUUGAAAAACUGAUGAAGAUUAUCAAGUGUUUGCUUUCCUUGAGAGAGUCUAAAUCUUUUCAGUUACAACGAUUAGUCAGCACCACUUCAUUUCUGGGUGAUUUAAUUGCAAGUUUAUUUCAAUCUGCUUUCGGAAUGGAUUCAUAUUUACGAAGUAAUGAUUUCACUUCGGAAAAAGUUUCUUCGUUAAUGGCAUACAUUCGUGAAUCUCGAAAAAUUCUUUGGAAACUGUUGCUUGAGCUACCACGUCACAUUGCAAUGAAAGAAUUAAUGAUUCUUCAAGGUGGUACACAAAUUCGUGUUAAGGGAGCUGUUCAGUUACCCAAAGCACCAGUCUGGUUACGUAAAUCUUGUGGUCGUUUACUAUCUCGUUUGUUGGUCCAUCCAGUUGUUAUAAAUAAUACGAACGUUGAAAAAUCUGAAAAUGCCCACAAUUUAGGUGUUAGAAGCUUGUUACUAGCCUCUCUGUCUCUUUGUCCUGGGAUAUUACCUUCGACUGGUCCGAUCACUUCGAUUGAUCCACGUAUUCAACCAAAAAUGAUUUCAGCAUUGGCGAAUAUUUUGACAACAAUCCCCGAAUUUCUUCAUAAUUCCUCGGAUGAUUUGGCCAGUAGAUCAAGUUAUGAAAAAUAUUUUUCAUUAGUUUCUGUUCAGUUGUUAGAAAUAAUCAAUGCCAAGAAUAAUACUACGCCGAAUACUCAAACGGACUCAUUAGCUGUUGCUCAUUUCUUUUAUAAUGUCGCUAUAAAAUCAGUGCAUGAUUUAUGCCAUAAAUCUUCUGAAAUUAAUGGUAAUGAUGAUAAUAUUGGUAAAAAAUUGUUACUUUGGCCAUUGAUUGGGUUAUUAAGAAAAUUUUGUCAGAUAUCUUCAGUUGUCUCAGAAAAAGAGUUAGUAAAGGAUAACUCCUUGGCAUUUGAUUUUACCACGAAAUGUCAACUUGCUUCACAUCAUGAUCUAGCUUGGCUACUAGAAAUUAUAAAAGAUCUGUUGGAUUGUCCUGAGCCAUCUCAAAUUGUUAUAACAGAAUUAUGUAAAUUGUCUAGACCAUUAUUUUUAUUGUUUGCACAAACAAUUGAAGAUGAAGAUAACGUUAAUGAUUCAGAAAGCUUUACUUCACUCAAAGAAUGCUUAAUCUGGAUUCUUACUCGUCUGUUAUCUUCUGAUUCGAAUUCCCGUCUCAAUCGUUUGUCAUUAAUACGUAGUUGGUUUAAUCUACCUGCUCCAUCCUUGAAAUUUAUGCCAUCAGAACUACAACAUGAAGUGUCAAUUAUGAGUAGCACUACUGAUUGGCUUUCAGCUUAUUCAUGUCAAGAAAAUCUAAUGUUUAGAUUAUUAUCCAAAGUUCAGCCUAUGGAAUCUUCAUCCACAUCUCUAGAUAAAAUUACAAUGAGAAAACAUAAUUCAGUCUAUGUACCAUAUACUUGUGUCAUAAUAAACGAGAAAUUACCUACUGUUAAUGGGAUACAGAAUUUAUCUUCCAGUAUCAAAAGUCUUGUCACAUUGCUAUUUUUUAUGAGUCCAUCUUCAUUUCAAAAUAAUUCUUCUAAUAAACAAGUUGGACAUCAUUUGCAUAUUCUGAUAGAUGAAAAACAAAAUGAGAAAAAUCAAAUUAAUGAGAUCACUACUCAUGCAGAUCUUUUUCUGAGUUUAUUGACAGAUUUACAUUUCACUUUCCAAGCCAUUUUUGAAUCAAUGAAUGAAGCUCUUAUACCACAGAAUGAAAAAGACAUUAUUGAGAUUGGAACUGUUUCUUCAUUGAUUACUUCUGCUAUGAUUGAAAGUUUAGAUGAUUUAAUUUGGCCUCAAGAUAUCAAUCAAGCUUGUAAUUUAUUUGAGGCAUUGUUCCAUCGUUUCUGUUGUUUACUUCAACAUGCUGAAAAUCAUGAACAUGUGGAGUUUUUAUAUCAAAUGUUAAGUCAAUUGCUAGGAAUCUUAGCCUUUUAUGCUAAUAAACUUGGGUCUACUAGAGAUAAUGAAAUAAUAACUGCUCGAGAUGAAUUCGGUCGUUUAUUGCCAAUUUUAAAUAAGUUGGAACUUGUUAUCAACUCUCUAUCACACUCAAUGGGCAAUUCAACUUUAAAUCUUCUAAAAUGCAUUAAAGUUACAUUAGCCACACGUGGAGCUAUUCCUUGUCAUGAUUCUUUUUCAACUACGUCUGUAAAUAAUUUGUAUUUUACCAAAUGUAAUUUUGACAACGUAAAAGCUGAAACCCAUCAAUCAGAAUGUCCUCGAAAAAUUAUCGAAGAAGUUACUGUCUCCAACCCCCAGGAUGUGCAGCAGUCUGCUUGCAAUCAGCUAGAGGAUCCAACUUUGAAAAAGAUUUUCGAAGAAUUACAUGAUCCUUUGAUUCCUGUCCAAGGCCAUGCAUUGAUUGUGCUUAGUCGAUUGUUAGAAUCCAGAGAUUCAUGUAUUUGGGGCCAUGAACAACUCAUAUUUGAAGUGAGUUUCUUUAAACUUCAUCUUUAUCGUUUGAUGUAGCUACACUAUACCUUUCACUUACCACUUAUACAAAGUCCUCGGGUGAAAUAAAGAGCUUUCAGAUGAUACAAUCUUUUGAAACGAAAGUGGUUUUCUAAAAUCCCGAAUUUAAAUUCUGAAGACCCUUAUCACUUUUUAAGACAAAACGAUGGUUUUGAAUUUCAUUACUAUGUCACGUUAUUCUAGAAAUUCUAUCGAUAAAUCCUGUCGUAAUCUUUCGGUUUGUGUGGAGCAUCUUUUCUACAGUUAUUUUAAAUUUGGUUCGAUUUACCAACUCUGAACCUUAUUAGUUUUGUGGAGUUCGAUAGUGCUUGUUGUACCUUCAAGACGAACAUGUUCUUGGAUUGUAGUGUUUACCUGUAUAAUUACGCCAUUUGUUAUGGGAGCUAUUGUAUUACUCAGUCAGACUAUCGAUUUAUUCGCCCAUAUUUCCCUUAAGAUUAGUAACCUUUGUGUCUAAUAACACAACAAACUUCUCUUAACCAAUGGCUCAGUUAUCGUAAACAGUUACAGUGUAAUGAAUGAAGUCUUGAGUAGCAAGCUGAUUUAUUGUAUUGUGCGAAACCACACACUGCAUUUGUGAAAUAUGAAAACAAUACACUAAAUAUAUUAUUUGCCGAUCUUCUGAGAGUUGUCCCUUACAAACUCCGUUGUUUUUUAAUUCCUGUUUUUAUUUCGAUUGUUCCCUGGUUUCCUCUCCUAUCCGUUAGAAGUCUACUCUCAAUGACUGAUAGAUACUACUUAUAUCUGUCCGUACAAGUAGUACACACCGCCAUGUGCACCUUCUGAUCGGAAGACGAAAAUACAAAGUACAACGAUCCGAGCGGCUCACAAUUACGCAGUGAAGGUAUAAAUAAUAUUUUUCCUUAGACUAGUUCUGACAGUUCAACCCUUCUCAAAUCCUCUUUGAUGAAACUGUACUACUCAAGUAUCUAAACCUAAUUAAAUGAAGGAGGACUCUAAUCCGUUAGUUGCAAAUCGAGUGGUUUUAAUAACUCAAACUCGGCAUUUAUUAUUGCAUACCUUUAAAACUAUCUGUCCAUUUUUAAAUCUCCCUCUUGUUUUUGCACCCACACAUAUGUGUGUAUUCACAUACUACUAAAACUUUACUAUUUUCGAUUUAUCAUGUUAGACUUGGUAAUUAACUGAUUUAGUUAUUUGUGAUUUUUAGCACCGUUUAGUGUACUGCUGUUGAUUACAAGAUUAUAAAUUAUUCCAAUUGCUCUAAAUAACUCAAUUGUUCUUCCAAUAAAUUUUAUGCUAUUUCGUAAAUAAACUCAGUUACGCACUAACAUUCGGUUUUUAAGUUACAACCAACUGGUCUAUAUCUCUUUUCUUUACUUAUAAUAAUUUCUCAUAGGUAAUUUUAAUGCUUCACUUUGUUUAUUCAUACAUAAAUCACAGAUAUUAUUGCGAUUAUUUGGUUACUAUUUCCAUAAUUCAUUACAUACUGACAUGUAAUUCUGGUAAUUAAAUGAAUUAGGGAGGUGUUUACUGAUUAGAUCAGAUUUCAUUAAGUCUGUGGCCUUCGGUAUUGUAAUCACCAAGGUAAUUCGAUCAGAGCCCUUUUUUGUUGAAGACAUUCAUCUUGAAGCUAACCAACGAUGAGAACAUCGUGAUCAUCAAAAAAAUAUAAAUAAAGACGUACAAUUCUUACAUUUGAUUUUUGUUUGUUUGAUGUGAUUCCCAAUUUUCUACCGUUUAUUUUUUUCAAAUAUUUUGUUAAUCUAGGUUUUAACUAAAUAUUUGUCACAUACAGAUAGUUAUAUUUAUUUGAAUGCGAUUCGAUGCCUAUCAGCUAUGGGCUGUAUAUUAACGGACAAAGUAUUAAAUCUAUUGUUAAAUCAAUUCACUAAGAGUGUGCAGACUACCAAUAAACCAGCAAAUUCUAUUGGUACCAUGGUCACUAGUACUACUGGCGAUUAUGAUAUUGAAUAUAAAUUGAAAUUAGCUGAAUCUAUAAUGCGUGUUUUGUCAAAUUUAGGUAAUCUUUUUAUUGUUAUUUACGAAAAUAAUUCAUCAUAAAUUAUAGGUUAAUUGUUUUGUUUUUCUUUGAAUACAUUUAACUUUGUUUAUGUGUGUGUUUUACAAAUUAUUAUCUUUGAUAAUUUUCAACACAACUGUCUUGUUGGAAUUUGAACCAAGACAGAAUUGUAUCAAACUGUAGUUUUUCUAUGUUUUUGUCUUUCAUUCAUCAUAUAAACUUUAAUGCAUUUAAAUAUGUCUCGGGCUAAAUCUUCAAAAAAAGAAAUUAAUAUUUGUAUUGAUAUUUUAAGGUGAAAUGGCACCAAAGUAUCGAACAGAGGUGUUUAACUCUUUUGUCAUGGGAUCUAAGUCAUCUGAAGAGUUAAUACGAGCAGCUUGUCUUUCGAAUAUUGCUGAGCUUGUUCGAUUGUUAAAAUAUUCUGUUCAACCAAUCAUUUAUGAGAUUUUUUUGUUGAUCGAAUUUCAUUUAUCUCAAGAUGUAUCAAAUGUAGUUCGUAAAGCUUCAGCAUAUUUAGCACGCUCUUUAUUCUUACCAGAAACUAGUACCACCGAAUUACCCCCAUGGAUUCCAUCUGAUGUGAUUCGUGACCUUCAUAGGCUAUUGUCAACGCGUCGAAUCAUUGAAAAGGAUUCAUCUGUACAGGAACAAAUUGAAUCAGCUCUUGCUCAAAUAGAUUUAUGUACACGAAAUACUGUGUUUUUAAAACCUGAUAGUCCAUCUAAUCUUGUAAAACAAAUACAUAUUUUAAACCCAUAAAGUUAUCUCUUACCAAAAUAUACUUGUUUUGCCCG
This is a messenger RNA of Schistosoma margrebowiei, 5908 nucleotides long. The record is from the annotation of a GenBank genome assembly. NCBI's taxonomy places the organism in Eukaryota, Metazoa, Platyhelminthes, Trematoda, Strigeidida, Schistosomatidae.